This is a messenger RNA of Plasmodium inui San Antonio 1, 252 nucleotides long. RefSeq lists its product as hypothetical. Gene Ontology annotation, biological process: adhesion of symbiont to microvasculature. The record is from RefSeq and is a predicted model, not a curated record. The transcript is spliced from 2 exons. Lineage: Eukaryota; Apicomplexa; Aconoidasida; Haemosporida; Plasmodiidae. Bases 1 to 252 code for a protein of 83 amino acids.
AUGAGAAUCUAUAUGCUCUUUCUUCAUAAUAUCGUGUACAUAUGUGUAAAUAACAUUUGGGUGCUGCACAGAUUUAAUGGGAUAAUUCAAUACUAUGUCCUCAAUUUUGGUAAACCCAAUUUUAGAAAAUACCCGACAGAUAGAUUGAUCAAAUUUAUAACUAGAAGAUUAGGAACAGAACUGGACGGAAGCAAAAGAUUUCUAAAUGAGAAAAAAAUUUAUCAUCUCUAUUUAUUAGCAGAAUGGGAAUAA